AUGACAUUGACGUUGUCUGUAAAAAAAAUAGAUUUUGAUCCUCAAGUAUCUCAGUUACAUAUAAAUGGCACAGUUUCUGAAGAAAAUAAACAUGUUAAAAUAGGUUCUUAUCAUACAUUGGAUUUAGAACUACAUAGAAACUUUACAUUGACGAAACAAGAAUGGGAUAGUAUAUCAUUAGAAAGACUAGAUAAAGCUUGUAAUCCUACCAAAAGAGCAGAAAUAGGCGCAGUUGUAUUGCAAGAGGGACUUGCAAAUGUAUGUUUAAUUACAGACUAUAUGACUAGUUUACAACAGCGAAUUGAGAUUCAUAUACCUCGAAAACGCAAGGAGAAUGUAACAGAUUAUCAAAAGAAUAAGGGUAUAAAUAAAUUUUAUGAAACAGUAAUGCAAGCAAUGUUACGAUCAUUUGAUUUUAAAAAUUUAAAAGUAAUAUUAAUAGCAUCUUCUGGAUUUGUUGGUGAAGGAUUGAUUAAAUAUAUAUUUAAUGAAGCGAUUAAAGUGGAUAAUAAAGGACUUUUGCAGUCACGUCCGAAAUUUCUUCAGCUUCAUUGUUCUAGCGGACAUAUGCAUUCAUUAAAUGAAGUUUUGAAUUCACCGAGUGUAUCAGCAAAAUUAAUAGAUACAAAAUUUGCUCAAGAAACAAUGGCGUUGAAUAGAUUUUAUAAAACAUUACAUAAUAAUGAAACGAAAGCAUGGUAUGGAAUAAAAGAAGUAUUUUUAGCUGCAGAACGUGGAGCAAUAGAAACCCUAUUAAUUUCUGAUAUGCUUUUUAGAAGUAAUGAUGUCAAUGAAAGACGACGUUAUGUAAAACUUGUUGAAACAGUAAAACAAAAUGGAGGCAAAGUAUUAAUUUUUUCAAGUUUGCAUGAAUCCGGCCAUCAAUUAAACCAGUUAAGCGGCAUUGCAGCCAUUUUAACUUUUCCAAUAAACAUUGAUGUAAAUGAUGAAUAA
Messenger RNA from Pneumocystis jirovecii RU7, 954 nucleotides. RefSeq names its product mRNA surveillance protein pelota. NCBI's taxonomy places the organism in Eukaryota, Fungi, Ascomycota, Pneumocystomycetes, Pneumocystales, Pneumocystaceae. The transcript is spliced from 4 exons. The record is from RefSeq and is a predicted model, not a curated record. Gene Ontology annotation, biological process: ribosome disassembly; nuclear-transcribed mRNA catabolic process, non-stop decay; nonfunctional rRNA decay. Gene Ontology annotation, cellular component: cytoplasm. The coding region runs from base 1 to 954 and encodes 317 amino acids.